Rhipicephalus sanguineus (brown dog tick) is the source of this 1864-nucleotide messenger RNA. Its product is annotated as multidrug resistance protein MdtG. The record is from RefSeq and is a predicted model, not a curated record. Gene Ontology annotation, biological process: transmembrane transport. Lineage: Eukaryota; Metazoa; Arthropoda; Arachnida; Ixodida; Ixodidae. Gene Ontology annotation, molecular function: transmembrane transporter activity. The transcript is spliced from 14 exons. The coding region runs from base 222 to 1787 and encodes 521 amino acids.
UUGUCUCCUAUUUCGCUUUGGAAGCGUUGCUAUUUUGGAGGCCGCCGCAUCCUGUACCACCCCGCUCGCCGUCUGUUCUGCUGCAGCACUGCUUUUCCACACUGCUGCACGAACGUCACGCACAACGCCUCCGGGAGAAAAAUGGCGCCACCGCAGACGGUGGCUUGCGCGCAGACUACAGAUCAGCAGAUCCCGGUUUGGUUGUGACGCGCUGAGCGGAGAUGGCGGCGUCGCUAACGGCGAGGAACGGUUUUUCCGCCAGCUUCGGCGGAAGUGGAGCCAGCAACGCCUCUGCCAAGGGAACAACAGCAUUCGUCAACAGGGCGUUCGAAUCGUACGAGCGCUCUGCUAACGACGGCACCGAUGUCGCCAAGACAGUGUACCCCAGCUACGGCUCGGCGUUAUGGAAAGAUGACUCCGAGGCCGCCAAAUCGAAUGACGAAGCGAAGGCACCGGCCGGUUGCUGGGAAAAGUUCAAGCGCGACGCCUGGCUACUGCCUCUGGUGCACAGCGAGUUCUGGAUUUCAGCUGCCUUCUCCCUUAUCCAGCCCUUCUACCCAAUUCUGGCUUCUUCAAGAGGCAUAGAAGCGUGGAAGUAUGGAUUUGUAUUCUCUCUUUUCAAGGUAUUUAUGCUCAUAGGAUCCAUCUCCGCAGAAAAAAUGAUUAACAGAAUCACUCCCACAGCCUGUUAUCUAUUCGGGCAAGGAGGAUUCUUCAUUUUCACAAUCCUAUUCGGUUGCCUCUACUGGGCCCCCGGAGGCGAUGUCCUGCUUGGCCUGUCCAUAGCAUGUGUCACUCUCGGAGGCAUCACCAACACAUUCUACCUCGUCAGCAUGUUCGCCGUCUUCACGACGCGCUUCCCAAAAUAUAGAGGAGCUAUAAUAGCAUUCCUAGAAUUCCUCUGGGGAUCUGGCAACAUGGUGGGAUCGGCUAUUGGUGGCGCUCUAAUUGAUGCAUGGGCUUACCCACUACCGUUCUUCGUGUUAGGAGCCAUUACGAUGCUUUCAUUUCCUGUAAUAGCAAGAUUUAGCUCCAAGCUCAAUCAAUACUCAGAGGAAGAACAUGCCGAUUCGUCUACGGAAAAAGGCAGCCAGAGCAGGAGUUACUACUGGCUUCUCAUUGAUCCCGUAUUCCUCGCCGACAUGGUGACACUCAUGAUGAGCUGGGUCAUUCUGGGAUUCAACGAGCCCACGCUGGAACCCAGCCUAGAAGACUUCAACCUCAGUGGCACUAUACUGGGCAGUGUGUACACGGUUCAAUUCGCCAGUUAUUCCUUGGGUGGCUUCAUUGCCGGUGCCUUCUCUCAUUAUGAGUUGGAGAAUUUCUACGGCAUGGUGGGCCAGCUGUUUACCAUAGUGGCGUAUCUUGUUAUAGGACCUGCGCCAUUCCUGCCUUUUACUCGGACGCUAGCACUCGUUUAUAUUUCGCAAGUUUUCACCGGUCUGGGAAUGUCAGCUCAGUUUGUCUGCGGAUAUUGCCACGGACUGAAACGUGCUGUACAACGUGGUUACCCCGACAACUUGCGCACAAAUGGAUUUCUUUCAAGUACAGUGCUCACAUUUGCAGUAUUCGGGGCGAUGGUGACGCCUCCAGUUGCCGGCUACGUUGUCGAGUUGUACGGCUACAGGAAAGGCAGCAUGCUUAUGUUUGGACUACUGGUUAUAUGGGCGCCUGCCACUAUAGCUCUCUGGCUGCACUCUGUCUGCGGUGCGAAUAAAGGAAACGUAGCGUCGAAAACUUCCUCGGCAGCUCUGAAUCAAGCUGGAACCUCGACGACGGACAUCUGAGUUCCUAGACCGCUGAAUUCGUUGAACGCAUUCUCUUCAUUUGUUCCAUCUGUAUUAAUAAAUUACUUUUCCAUCAA